Molecule: messenger RNA, 288 nt
Organism: Ilex paraguariensis (yerba mate)
Lineage: Eukaryota; Viridiplantae; Streptophyta; Magnoliopsida; Aquifoliales; Aquifoliaceae
Source: the annotation of a GenBank genome assembly
AUGAACAGAGUGGGGGAUGACAUUGACCGCAACAACCUGCCUCAGAUUCUGUAUGAAGACGAAGACCAUGACAAGGUUGUGCUUGCAUCAGAUGGUGAUCUUGCAGCAGCUGUGGACCAUGCAAGGUCAGUUGGUUGGAAGGGGUUAAAACUGCAUUUGGAUUACUCGGGAACACCUAGCUGUAGAAGGGGUUCUGGAUCUGGAGGAACGAAUCGACUACAGAUUAGGGCUAAUCUCAAGUAUUCCGUAGAGGCUUCGUCGUCGUCUCCUUCUCCCCCCACAAAAUAA